Molecule: messenger RNA, 648 nt
Organism: Mya arenaria
Lineage: Eukaryota; Metazoa; Mollusca; Bivalvia; Myida; Myidae
Biological process (GO): iron ion transport
Cellular component (GO): plasma membrane
Molecular function (GO): oxidoreductase activity
Source: RefSeq, a predicted model, not a curated record
AUGCUAUACAGGUACGAUGUUAAUGCCUCCGACCCAUCCGCUUUGCCAACUUCUACUCACGGUAUCAUAACCGCAGAUGGCUACGCAGUACCGAGAAUGAUAAUAACCAUAAAUGGUCAAAUGCCUGGCCCCACUUUAAACGUAUACGAAGGACAAACUUUGAAAGUUCAUGUGACAAAUAACCUGUACAGUGAUGCAAUUGCCAUUCAUUGGCAUGUCGCAGCCGUGGGAAAAUAUCGCUUCCGAAUUAUUGGCGAAGGUAGUGCUUUUCCAUUUAGAUUCUCUAUCGACGGACAUAGUCUUAAAACAGUGGCUAACGACGUCGACAUAGAACCGAUAAUUGCUGAGUCGAUAAUAUUACACAAUGGAGAGAGGUGCAAUAUUGAAAUGGUAGCAGACCAAAGUGUCGGUAUCUACUGGAUUAGAGCGAAGACUCUUGAAGCCGAGGUGGACCACUCUGCUUACACCAUUUUGCAGUAUAACGAAUCGGAUACUUCUAAAUCAUUGACAUCAAAUCGGGCGUGUACCUCGAGCGACAGACUAAAAUCAGCUUUAUAUGAGGGAAGGGCCUGGGGAAAAUGUUUCCCAAACCCAACCACACCACGUACGAAGCGUUCCUCUCGGUUCCUGGGAGAGGGGCGCACGUGA